ACGUUUCCCACUCUCCCUUCUCGCGCUCUCACCAACUGCAGCAUUCAUUCAUUCAUUCACUCACAGUUGUCGUCACGCCGUAAACGGAAAAAAUGGCAACGGCGAGACGCAGUUUCCCGCCGAUCACCGAAUGCAACGGAACGACGCCGUGCGAUUCCGUCGCCGCCGACCUCGACGGCACGCUCCUCAUCUCCCGCAGCUCAUUCCCGUACUUCAUGCUCGUCGCCGUCGAAGCCGGCAGCCUCCUCCGCGGCCUCCUCCUCCUCCUCUCCGUUCCGUUCAUUAUCUUCUCCUACCUCUUCAUCUCCGAAUCCCUCGGCAUCCAGAUCCUCAUCUUCAUCUCCUUCUCCGGCCUCAAGAUCCGCGACAUCGAACUCGUCUCACGCGCCGUUCUCCCUCGGUUUUAUGCUGCGGACGUGAGGAAGGAGAGCUUCGAGGUGUUCGAGCGGUGCAAGAGGAAGGUCGUGGUGACGGCGAAUCCGACGGUGAUGGUGGAGCCGUUCGUGAAGGACUUUCUCGGCGGAGACAAGGUUCUAGGCACGGAGAUCGAGGUGAAUCCGAAGACGAAGAAGGCAACCGGUUUCGUGAAGAAGCCUGGCGUGCUCGUCGGAAAGUGGAAGCGUCUCGCGGUUUUGAAAGAGUUCGGCGAUGAUGAAUCGCCGGAUGUUGGUCUCGGAGAUCGGAAAACGGACCAUGAUUUCAUGUCUAUUUGCAAGGAGGGUUACAUGGUGCCUCCGAGAAAAUCAGCAAAGGCAGUCCCACAGGAGCGUCUGAAGAGCAGAAUGAUCUUCCACGACGGGCGUUUCGUGCAGAGGCCAGACCCAAUGAAUGCCGUCAUCACCUUCACAUGGCUCCCUUUGGGUUUCGUCCUCUCCAUCAUAAGGGUCUACUUCAACCUCCCUCUCCCAGAACGCAUCGUCCGCUACACCUACGAGAUCCUCGGCAUCAAGCUCGUAAUCCGCGGCCACCGCCCUCCUCCUCCGUCCCCCGGCACCCCUGGCAACCUCUACGUCUGCAACCACCGCACCGCUCUCGACCCCAUCGUCAUCGCCAUCGCCCUCGGCCGCAAGGUCUCCUGCGUCACCUACAGCGUCAGCAAGCUCUCCCGCUUCCUUUCCCCAAUCCCCGCCGUGGCCCUCACCCGCGACCGCGCCGCCGACGCCGCCCGAAUCAAGGAGCUCCUCCAGAGGGGAGACCUCGUCGUCUGCCCUGAGGGCACCACGUGCCGUGAGCCCUUCUUGCUUCGCUUCAGUGCACUCUUCUCUGAGCUCAGCGAUAGGAUCGUGCCCGUUGCUGUUAACUGCAAGCAGAACAUGUUCUUCGGAACCACCGUUCGUGGUGUCAAGUUCUGGGACCCUUACUUCUUCUUCAUGAACCCUAGGCCUGUGUACGAGGUUACCUUCCUUGACCCUUUGCCCGAGGAGAUGUCGUGCAAGGCUGGUGGGAAGACUUCCAUUGAGGUGGCCAACCACGUGCAGAAGGUGGUGGGGGAUGUGUUAGGGUUUGAGUGCACCGGGUUGACCAGGAAGGAUAAGUAUAUGUUUCUGGGUGGGAAUGAUGGGAAGGUGGAAUCUCUUUAUGGGGCCAAGAAGUAGUGAGAUAUAUAUGGUUGAGGGGGUUGCUACUUUGGUUUGAUGGUUAAUUUUGGGACUUGAUUGAUGAUUGAGAUAUAAGAAGAAGAAGAAGAAAAAAUCAAUUUCGUUUUUUCACUAUUAUUGAUCAGUUAAGAUAGAUACAUAGAUCAAAAGGUUAGCUAGUAAGCAGCAAAUAGCAUUUGGUAUUAUUUUUGGUGCACCCUUUUUGAUAUGGGGUUUUGUUAUGGAUUUAAGUGUUUUCAAUAUCACUCAAAUUUUCUAUAUGUGACUUGUUUUUUUGGGAUACUCUAAGGUCUAAACAAGAGUGUAUGUCUAAUAAUAAGGUGAUUUUUGAAGAUUA
Glycine soja is the source of this 1935-nucleotide messenger RNA. Its product is annotated as probable glycerol-3-phosphate acyltransferase 8. Bases 93 to 1595 code for a protein of 500 amino acids. Gene Ontology annotation, cellular component: membrane. Gene Ontology annotation, biological process: cutin biosynthetic process. Lineage: Eukaryota; Viridiplantae; Streptophyta; Magnoliopsida; Fabales; Fabaceae. Gene Ontology annotation, molecular function: phosphatase activity; glycerol-3-phosphate 2-O-acyltransferase activity. The record is from RefSeq and is a predicted model, not a curated record. The transcript has 3 exons.